This is a messenger RNA of Homalodisca vitripennis (glassy-winged sharpshooter), 5867 nucleotides long. RefSeq lists its product as uncharacterized. The record is from RefSeq and is a predicted model, not a curated record. Bases 1 to 5826 code for a protein of 1941 amino acids. The transcript is spliced from 21 exons. Gene Ontology annotation, molecular function: lipase activity. Gene Ontology annotation, biological process: lipid metabolic process. NCBI's taxonomy places the organism in Eukaryota, Metazoa, Arthropoda, Insecta, Hemiptera, Cicadellidae.
AUGGGUGUUCACUUCACACUUGUUUAUUAUUUUUUUGUGUUCAGCCUCUUCACUGAUUUGUCAAGUUGUGGAUAUGAGGUGGUAGAGAAGGACAUGCCAGUCCCGGAUGGAGAGGGUGUAGAGUGGAUGUUGAUGCCAGAUGGUCAAGGGAAUGUGCAAGUGGCCAUCCUGUCUGGACUAGAGCCCCGAUAUGCAGCUGGACUUGAUACUGUCAAUUUUUACUUAUACACCAGGGACAACCCAAAAAGAGCAGAGAAGAGGGCGAUGAACGACACGUGCCUGCCGGUGUUCAAGUACUUCAAGCCUCAAAGGAAGUCCAAGGUGCUGGUGCACGGCUUCGGCGAUAACGCUGCGGACUCAUUAAUGUUUCCCAUCCUUAGAGACGCAUUUCUGGCACGAGGAGACUACAACGUAUUCUGGGUAGACUGGGGAGAAAUGGCAGCUACCCCUUGGUAUCGGAAUGCCGCCCGCAACACCGGCCCGGUGGGGCGCCACACAGCCUCCCUGCUGGACCACCUCCACCGGUCCACCGGGGCGGACAUGCAGGACUUCCAUCUGGUGGGCUUCAGCCUGGGCGCGCACGUGGUGGGGCUCACUGGCAAGAACGUCAAGUCGGGCAGAAUAAAGAAGAUUACAGCCUUGGACCCUGCGCAAGUCCUAUUCAAGUCUGCAGGGCCCGAGGAUAUGCUGGCAAUCACAGAUGCGGACGACGUGGAAGUGGUCCACACCUCCGGAGGAUAUCUAGGAUUCCAGAAAGCUCUCGGACACCGAGACUUCUAUCCCAACGGUGGCUCUUGGCCUCAGCCAGGAUGUACUCUCGACUACGCAGCGGUGUGCAGCCAUCGGAGAGCCUACUACUACUAUGAGGAAGCUCUCAAGAAAGGAAAAGGGUUCAAGGCGGUCCCCUGCGACUCAUGGGACGACUUUUCCUCCGGCAAGUGCAAGGAUGAUGAGCGAGCUUUGCAGUUAGCUAACGAGAGCAAGAACGGCAAGUCAGUUUGCCUCGAUAGCGGCAGUCUACAGUCCACUUCUGAGUGCGACAUGCAACUGCUCAAAGUGCUAAUGUUGGUUGCCAGGAUAGCUGGCCAGAUCACGCAGGCGGUGGGAGGAUGGACAGGCACAAUCAUGCAGCCUUUCACUAACUACCUCUUCCGACAAGACGGCUGUCCCAACGCUGAAGGAAUCUGUCCUGAUUCUAACAUCACCUACUUCUUAUAUACAAGAGAAACUCAGAAUUCCCCUCAUCAAUUGGAUCCUCUGAAUUUAGACACUAUCAAGAAGGCAAAUUUCAUACAAGGCGUUCCACUAAAAGUAAUCAUCCAUGGCUACACGGGCAAUAAAGACUACUCACCCAACAUGGAGUUGAGACCAGCAUAUUUCAAGCAUGGAGAGUACAACAUCGUGACAGUAGACUGGAGUCCUCUGGCCAAGGAGCCGUGCUACUGGGAGGCAGCGCACAACGUGGAUGCAGUGGCACAUUGUGCGGCCGAGCUGCUGGACUUGGUGUACCAGACCCGCAGUGAAGUGAGCAUCAACAACACGCAUAUAGUAGGCUUCAGCCUGGGGGCACACACGGCCGCCACGCUUGCCGCCAACCUCAAGUCUGGCAAGGUGCCACGGCUCACAGGUCUAGAUCCUGCACUGCCUCUGUUUGAUGACUGGACCAACUCUGUGGCUAGCCUGAUAGACCCUGGGGAUGCCAUGUUUGUAGACGUGUACCACAGCAACAUGGGCCACAAGGGCAAGAAGGCUGCAGGGGGAGUAAUUGAUGUCUACCUCAACAAUGGUGCCAACCAACCUGGCUGCAACUGUAAUCGCAGCUGUGAUCAUGUACGAGCUGUAGAAUACUAUGCAGAGUCUAUCACUUCUCCUGUAGGCCUGUGGGGCUUUGCUUGCUGGAGCUGGACAUUCUAUACAAACGGUUUCUGCAAGGUAACCUCCCCCCAGGAUCUGGUGCUCCUUGGAGAGCCCAUCUCCAGAGAGGAGCAUGGAAUCUACAUGGCUUUUACCAACUCUACGACACCGUUUCUCCUGCCACCUUCAACAUACAUUGAAGAUGACAAUUUAACUGCAAAAAUUGAUAAAGGUUUGAUAAAGAGCAAUGAAUCAACCAUUAAAUGCAGUUCUCAGAGAAAUUUCCAUCUGAAAGAUCUUUUGAAUUUUCAGAAACAUCCCCACAGAAACAGCUCACGUAAACAUGUGCAUAGGGAAAAUUGUGCCAGGACUAUUCAUCUUUUUAAAACUAAAUUUAGUUGGGCUGCGUCUAAAACUGAAAAAAUGACCCUACAACCCAUAAGUUCUACAAGAAACAUUACAGAGACUACAGAUAUCUUUGUAAAUUCAACUUUACCAAUAGCUACUGGUUGUGUAGAAUCUGAUUUUUUACUCUCUGGUAAGAUUCGUGAAGGUUUGUUUAAUGAUUCUGGAAAUGAAAGUACUUACAAUGAAAUAGCUAAAGAUAAUAAUGUUCUCAAUAUGAUAAAUCUUGAUAUGACCGAAAUAACAAACCUUUCAAUGUACCAAUACAACAAUACAGAUAUUAAAUCAUCAACUUGUUUUCAUAACACCCACACUAACUCACCAAAACCUGCAAAUGAAAACAAUUCGAAUCCAUUUGAUUUAAAUUCUGACGCAACAACCACUGUCAAUAAUAGUUUAUGUUUUAAUGAAAUUAUUCAUGAUAGCACUAACAGCAAGUCUAACAAGUUUUAUUUUAAGAAUAUUUUCAAAUCUAAAAAGUAUUCUACAUGCAACAAUCUGAAUCUGGCACAACCCAACUUUAAGACGGAUGAGGUAGAAAAUUCUACAACAGAAAUGUAUGUGACUGAAACUAUGAAUCUGAUAGAAUCACAAAUUCCAUCAACUCCACAUGUUGAAUUUAGUAGUACAGGGAGUGACCAGAGUUUAGACAUUACUGAGGAUGAUGUAAGAAAUUCAACAGACCACAAAGGUAUUAAAUAUUUCAAAAAUAUUUUUAACUUUAAAAGGCGAUCAUCUAGUUCAAGCAGUGAUAGUUCUAUACCUACUUCUGAUCCUCCUAUUAAUAAAGACUUUUCAGUUCCUAACUCUCUUCAAAGUUGGUUGAUGAAGACUUUGCCUGAAAUGGAGACUCCAACAUUUAAGGAAGUUAAAACUACACAAGAAUCUAUUAAAACUGAGUGUCAACAAAACUUUUUCAUUAAGAAAUUUAAUACAUUUACAAAAUUAGAUGACGAGGAUGAACGUUAUGAUUAUGAUACGGGCAUGAGUAACCCUGAACAUUAUGACAAAGUUCAAACAGCUGUUGGAACAAGUCCAUAUAGUUUAUUUGAAAAAUCAACCACUAACCAAAGAAAUCAUAAAUUCAAAAAUAUAUUUAGGUUUCAUAAGUCAAGUACCCUAAAUGAGUCAGACUUCACUUCAAUAGAUCAAUACCCUACAGAAACUUUGAUGAACAAGUCAAAACCAACCAUGAUAUACAAUUCACAACAAACAAAUGAAAUAUUUUCUGAAGUCAAACCGAGUGACCAGUUAUGUUUCAACUAUCCUGAUAAUGAAACAUUUCAAGAUAACAAAACGUUCUUCACAAACAAAACGACAACACGAAAAUCCCUAAUGGGAAAUUUUAGACUAAACUUUAAGAAAUUUAAGAAACAUACAACUGCAACCACUGAGAUAAACCAGCAAAGUAACGGGAAAUUAUUUCCAACAGAAUCUGAACAUUCAGGUAUAUUUCCUGACACUGAUUUUACAUCGGAAAGAUACACAGAUGAACAAAAAGAAAUUUACUUGACUAGUAGAAGAUCUGUAAAUAAAUGGCUAUUCAAAGACAGACAAAAAAAUAGAAACUCAUCUUCUAAUUGCAGGUUGGAUUACGGAAAAGGAAAUAUAUUUCAAUGGUGUUCAGAGAGAAAACCUGAACUUCAAAGACUAAACAAUAAAGAGGUUUUUAUUAGUUCAGAGGGUAUUUAUUAUCCAUCAAACUUUACAUUUGAAAGUCUUAAUAUCAAACAGAAUGAAACAACUCCUUAUUCACAAUCAAGAAACAGGUUUAAAGAUAUCUUUAAAUUUAAAAGUCCCAGCACUGUGAAUAUUACCACUCAAAUUGCAGACUUUACAAGAAUUCAACAUAACGUAAGUACCAGUUUGGGAAAAAGUACAGAAACUAUCUGUAAUAAUAACCAGACUUCACCAAAGAGCAGUUCAGUUAAAAGUACCAUCAAACAGUAUUUUUCUAAACUGAGGAAAAAAAUUCACCUUUCAAAAAACUCUAAUGAAAAAAAGAACACAACAGUUACCAAUGAUUUUUAUGAUUCAUUUGAUGAAUUCCAAAAUCCACCUAUAAUAAAAGACAAUGGAACGAACAAUUUUGAAAUUGGUGGAAACAAUAUUAGUUUUAUAAUAUGUAACUUAACCCAGGACACAAAUAGCAGUUUGCUACUUCACCCAGAUUAUGUUAAAUGUGCUAAUCUAAGUAAUGUGAAUUCAGAAGAAUCACAUUCUGCUGAGUCUGCUAUAAACAUAACAUUACCUCAUAACAGCUCAUUUCACAUUAUGGCUUAUGUGAUGAAACCUUUGGAAAACCUGAUCAGUAUCUUCAAAGCAACUCCAAAUAAUGUUACUAAAUUUGAUUUGAACGCUUCAGAAAUCCAAAACGGAAGCCUACCAGACUAUUUACACCCUUCGAAUUCUUCAGUUGUGAUUCUUGCUGUAAAUAACACAGCAAACACAACUAAAGAUGUACAUGAGGCAAAAAUUGGACUAUUUGAUGUCGUGAAGGGUUGGUUUCACUGCGUACUGGAAUCUUUUAAUGAACCAACGGUACAUGACGUUCAUUUCUACUUGUAUACUAGAAACAAUUCAGUCUCACCCGAAGAGUUGUUCCUCAUCGAUGAACCUGAGCCAGACAAUAACACGGAUGUAGACUUUCCAGAGCCUGUGUAUGAGCAGGAGUCAUUGUCAGAGAUGGCACGGAGGAGAAGGCAGUAUGAGGAAGAUUACGGUUUUGAAUAUCUAAGUCCUGCAAAGUCUGGCCUGCAGUCCGAUUGGUUCAACAUACAUGCUGAGACUAAAGUGUUGAUCCACGGUUAUAUUCAAGAUUUCCACACUGACAUCAUGACCGACAUGAAGGAUGCAUAUCUGAAGAAAGGUGACUUCAAUGUGAUCGUUGUGGAUUGGUCAGUGAUCGGAGACAGCUCCUGCUAUCCUAUGGUGGCAACCAAGGGCUUGCACAGCGUAGGGUUGCUACUAGCUCAGCUCUUGGACCAGCUUGUGGAAGGCGGAGUAUCACUGUCCCGUGUUCAUCUUGUGGGCUUCAGUCUAGGAGCACAUGUUGCAGGCCACGCCGGCAGCGAGCUCCACAAUGGUCUGGUGUACCGCAUCACAGUAGGUCUGGACCCAGCCUUGCCGUACGUUCCGAUGGAGUCAAAGGUGAGCCUGGAUGCUGGGGAUGCAGUGUUUGUGGACAUCAUCCAUUCAGCUGCUGGCUACCUCGGCCAGCCCGGACCCAUGGGGCAUGUCGACUUCUACCCCAACGGUGGUUCACAGCAGCCAGGUUGUGACAUUUCUUCGUUUGGAACAUGUUCUCACCGCAGGUCUGCUCUGUAUUUUAUUGAGUCCAUCAAUACAGAUGCAGAGUUCCGUGCAUCUGAAUGUGAGUCCUGGCAGGACUUUCAGGCCGGCCUAUGUAAUAACACGGCCACUUUGCCCAUGGGAGAAAAUUGUCCUACCAACGCAAGCGGAAAAUAUUACCUUCUCACAGGGCAGAGACAACCAUUUGCUUUGGUGCCUGAAGAACAUGUUAAAGUAAAAAAAUCUUUGUUAUUAGAUUUAUUUUAUGACUUAUGAUUGUUCUAUUACAUUCUAUCUGUAAAUAUAAACUCGUUGAU